Molecule: messenger RNA, 2079 nt
Organism: [Torrubiella] hemipterigena
Lineage: Eukaryota; Fungi; Ascomycota; Sordariomycetes; Hypocreales; Clavicipitaceae
Source: the annotation of a GenBank genome assembly
CUGAGUCGCCAUGAGCUCCCUCCCUCAGCCACAGCUUCUGUCGUCUUACGCUAAGCCUAAUUCGGUGACCCUUCAUCCGCCACACUACCACUGGUGUCCCUCCCAGUGCGGGCAUACAUGAACCCCUCCACUGCCCAGUUCCAACCUGCCUGCCCUGCGUCUUUGAUUCCCCUCCUUGGUUGCGCAACGAGACAACACCGCAGACUUUGGGAACCACGGAAUUGAACACGACCAACAGCACGUCGACGAGAUCCGUGGCUGCGUUUUAUACGCUGGGAGAAGAUUGAAGGAUACAGUUAACCCCCAAAGGGCAAACAACCGAAUCAACCCAGAACUCACGCCAUAGUACAAAAUGGCUGGUCCAACAUCCCCGGGCACCGAAGGUCCUACGUUUGCACCACCCUCGCUCCCACCAGGCUGGAUUGCGCAGUGGGACGGCUCGACCCAAAAAUACUACUACGUUCAGCUGGCUACCGGUGUUUCUCAGUGGGAGAUUCCUACACAGGCUGCUAAAACUGGUACAACACCUGGACAGCCCAGCGAGCAUCCUUACGGUGCACCAACACCAGAACUCAUCACGCAUCCCGACGGCUCGCAGACAGUUAAGCACGCGGACGGAACAAUGGAGCCCGUUAUGCCCGAUGGUUCUAGAGGUAUCGAUGGCCCCUCGGGCGACCGAGGUCUCGGAACACAAGCGAUGAACGCACUACUUGGCGGCAAGUCUGGUAGCUCGCCUCUGGGUCAGCUCGCCAACCAGUUCUUGGGCGGCAAACCACAUGGUGGUAGCGGUGGUGGUGGCAGCGGUGGUGGUGGCAGCAGCGGUAUUGGAGGCAAGCUCGUUGGACAGUUGACAUCGAACUUGUUCUCUCCUUCGCAGAAGCCUGAGGCCCCCUCAAAUUAUCAUGGUGGUCAGAACAACAACAAGCCGCAUGCAUCAGGUGGCCUAGCCGGCGCUGUCAUGGGUCAGGUUGCCCACAUGUUUGGAGGCAAGGAGAGCUCCGGAGGAGGUAACUAUGGAUACUCGAAUGCGGGAACGGGCGGUUCUUACUCUGGCGAAGCCCCUACUUAUAACCCGUUGGCGCCUCCUCCUGGUGGCCAGCAGCAUUCUUCUUCCUCUGGUCACCAGUAUGGACAGCAGCAGCAGCAACAGCAUGGACAACAGCAGCAGCAACAGCAACAACAGUAUCAACAGCAACAGCAGCAUGGCGGCUACUCUUCACACCAGCAGCAAGGUAGCUACGGUGGAGGUCACGGCGGCCACAACAACCAGCAGCAGCAUCAGGGCGGAUAUAACUCGUACGGCGGCGGCCAACCUCAGUAUGGUGGUCACCAGGGCCAGGGUCAAGGAUAUGGUAGCAACUACUAAGUUCCGUCUCUUUUUGGAAAGGCUGCUUUCUUUUUGUUUUGUUUUGCUGGGAAAAUAUACACCGUGAACCCGCGGGGGGAUCGUUUGGGCGUCUGCACUUUUCCUUUCUCUUUUGGCUGGCAUGGGGAGCGGUCGGGAUGUUCUCUCAUGAUAAUGAAGAGCUGCCUAGUGAAUAUCCCGUAGACUUCAGAGCAUCUUUGGCAAUGUUCGUUGUAAUCAAAAUUGACAAGCAAUUAUGUCGAUCAUCGGUCUCAAUGUGCACCACUCGGCCUGUUCAGGCUCCUGUAUCAGUUCUUCUUCUUUAGAUUCUCAGCUUUGCUUGUUGCAACAGAGGAAAGAGAUGUCGAUAUCCAUCGAGCAAUGAAAAAGCUGGUGAUAGCGACCACAAUCACAUGGAUGCCCGUGAGCACCAGAGAUUCCGGUACCACGUUUGCUAAAUAUGGAUCGAGGAUAAUAUCGGUAAGGACAGGCCGAGGAUGGACCAUAAGACUCUUGUCAUGACUAUAAUAAUCGGCUUGGGAUCGGAUUCUUAGAAGGAAAACAGAGGCGUGCCUCUCUCCAGCGUCUACAUUAGUUGGCGUUCGUAUCUGAGGCUCGUGGUGUUCAGCUUGAUCUUGUUGCGACUUUGAAAACGCUGCCAAUGACGAUAUUAACUCGGGUGUCUCCCAAACAGUGUCGAGCACAUAAACAUCUAAGUCAAAUUUCGUUGGUUC